Phyllostomus discolor (pale spear-nosed bat) is the source of this 1835-nucleotide messenger RNA. RefSeq names its product matrix metallopeptidase 21 (gene MMP21). The record is from RefSeq and is a predicted model, not a curated record. The transcript is spliced from 7 exons. Lineage: Eukaryota; Metazoa; Chordata; Mammalia; Chiroptera; Phyllostomidae. Bases 33 to 1745 code for a protein of 570 amino acids. Gene Ontology annotation, biological process: extracellular matrix organization; collagen catabolic process; proteolysis. Gene Ontology annotation, molecular function: metalloendopeptidase activity; zinc ion binding. Gene Ontology annotation, cellular component: extracellular matrix.
GCAGAGGCGGGAAGGGGGGCUCCGACAGGGCCAUGCUUGUGGUCUCCAUCUUCCGGCUGACCCUGCUGCUCUGCUGGCUCGCGGCCCCGUGGCCUGCCCGGCCUGAGGCCCUCUUCCACAUCCGGGGCCGUUGGGACCUGGCGCCGUCCCCGCUGCGCCAGGCCACGCCCAUCGCCAAUCUCCGUGCUGCGCAGCGGUUCCUGUCUACAUACGGCUGGGCGGAGGGGGCCCCGGGGGCGGGGUUCCCGGCCCCAGUGCCCCGGGGUCCCCACCGUGACCAGCUGCCUGAGGGUCCCCAGGGCGCCGCCCUGGCUGAAGCCCUCCGCAGGUUCCAGAAAGUCAACGCGCUGCCUGCCAGCGGGAAGCUGGACGCGGCCACGCUGGCGGCCAUGAACCGGCCUCGCUGCGGCGUCUCCGACGAGCGACCCCAGCUGCCGGCCGCGAGCACCGAGCGCCCCCGCCCGAAGCGCUUCCUGCAACUGCUGUUUCCUGGGCCCGGCCGGCAGCUCGAGGGCUCCCCGCAGCGUGGGGGCACCCUGGCCUUCGCCAAAAGGACCCUAACCUGGAGGCUGGUGGGGGAGGGCUAUAGCGGCCAGCUGUCGGUGCAGGAGCAGCGCUACAUCUUCCGCCUGGCCUUCAGGAUGUGGAGCGAGGUGACGCCCCUGAACUUCCGGGAGGACCUCACCGCCCCUGCGGCCACCAUUGACAUAAAGCUGGGCUUUGGACGAGGCCGGCACCUGGGCUGUCCUCGGGUUUUCGACGGGCGCGGGCAGGAGUUUGCGCACGCCUGGCGCCUGGGCGACAUCCACUUCGACGAGGACGAGCACUUCACCCCUCCCCCCAGCGACACGGGCAUCAGCCUCCUCAAGGUGGCUGUCCACGAGAUCGGCCACGUGCUGGGCCUGCCGCACAGCUACAGGCCAGGAUCCAUAAUGCAGCCGAAUUACACCCCCCAGGGGCCUGCGCUGGAGCUGGACUGGUCGGACAGGAAAGCCAUCCAAAAGCUGUACGGUUCCUGCGAAGGCGCAUUUGACACGGCCUUUGACUGGAUUCGCAGGGAGAGAAACCAGCACGGAGAGGUGACGGUGAGGUUCAGCACCUACUUCUUCCGCCGCAGCUGGUACUGGCUUUACGAAAACCGCAACAACCGGACCCGCUACGGGGACCCCAUCCCCAUCCUCGCGGGCUGGCACGGACUCCCGGCGCAGGACAUAGACGCUUUCGUCCACGUCUGGACGUGGGGGAGGGACGAGCGGUACUUCUUUAAAGGGACGCAAUACUGGAGAUACGACAGCGACAGGGACCAGGCCCACACGGAGGACGAGCAAGGAAGAGCCUACCCCAGGUUGAUUUCGGAAGGGUUUCCGGGCGUCCCUAGUCCGCUGGACACCGCCUUCUACGACCGGAGGAAGCAGCUGAUUUACUUCUUCAAAGGGUCCCUCGUGUUCGCGUUCGACGUGAACAGCAACCGCGUCCUCAGGUCCUACCCGAAGCAGAUGGCCGACGCCUUCCCGGCGAUGGAGCCGGGGGACCACCCGCUCCGCGACCUGGACGCAGCGUACUACUCCUACGCGCACAGGGCGGUCUUCCUGCUCAAAGGCGGCGCGUACUGGCGAGUGGUGGGCGACGGCGACUGGCGGCAGCGUGUGGGGCUCCCGCCCAACGGCGUGUUCCCCCGGCAGCCCGUCCCCCGGAAGUGGUUCGACGUGUGCGACGUGCACGCCUCCACGCUGGACAUGUCGUGAGAGGCGCGGGCGAGCGCAGGGAGCAGGGAGCUGGUGGGGCUCUCCUCCGAGACACGAGGUCAGGUUUCUUUCACCGAGAAAUCCCACCCG